Scophthalmus maximus (turbot) is the source of this 3063-nucleotide messenger RNA. It is a transcript of the gene col9a3, whose product is annotated as collagen, type IX, alpha 3. NCBI's taxonomy places the organism in Eukaryota, Metazoa, Chordata, Actinopteri, Pleuronectiformes, Scophthalmidae. The transcript has 32 exons. The record is from RefSeq and is a predicted model, not a curated record. The coding region runs from base 228 to 2264 and encodes 678 amino acids.
GGAGGCUCGGGUCGAUCUGGAUCCGCGCAGAAAGACAUUCAGGAGCUGCGCGCCGUCAGGUGAAGGGAAAGGAAGGACGACUCCUCUGUGGACUGUGGUGGGGCAGUGCGCAGGAGAGAGAGAGGACCGAGGACCGGGGACCGAGGACCGGGGACCGAGGACCGAGGACCGGGGGAUUUUAAUCCGUUUUUUAACCUUCCAGGUGUUUGUGAGGACGAGUUGGAGCCAUGGCGGCGAUCUCCGCUGUGUGGCUGCUCGUUCUGUGCCAGCUGUUGACUUCAUCCUCUGCCCAGAGGCCUGGCCCCCGAGGAGCCUCUGGGCCCCCGGGACCCACAGGAGCAGCAGGAAGAGACGGCACUGACGGUAAAGAUGGACCUGCUGGACUUCCUGGGAAAGCCGGACCCAAAGGGAAAGAUGGAAUUCCGGGAGCAGCAGGAAAACCGGGCCUGCCAGGACUUCCAGGCGUGGAUGGCUUGACGGGUCCGGACGGUCCUGCCGGGAAGGACGGGCCCCCGGGCGACGCAGGUGAGUCUGGACCUGCCGGACCUCCAGGUUCUCCUGGCAGAGGGAGAUCAGGAGCUGCAGGACUUCCUGGAACCAACGGGCUGCCGGGCGGAGUCGGACCCCAGGGUCCAGCGGGUGCUGAGGGUCAGUCAGGACUUCCUGGACCUCCGGGCCCCGACGGGCCUCCAGGUCUUCCUGGUACUCUCCAUGACCUCAGCGGCGACCUCCUGUGUCCGGCCAUCUGCCCCCCUGGUCCCUCCGGUCCUCCUGGGAUGCCAGGCUUCAAGGGUCACACAGGACAUAAAGGAGACAAAGGAGAGCCUGGGAAAGAUGGGGAGAAGGGUGACGGCGGUCCACCCGGUCCUCCAGGUCUUCCCGGCACCGUGGGUCUGCAGGGCCCACGUGGUCUGAGAGGUUUACAGGGACCGAUGGGAUCUGUCGGAGACAGAGGUCUGCCCGGCUUCAGGGGAAAGCACGGCAUCGUCGGCAUCAUUGGAAAGACAGGCGACGCCGGCGAAAAGGGACCACAGGGAUUCAGAGGACCCAAAGGAGAAAUUGGUAAAAUUGGUCCCAAAGGAGGUCCGGGGGGAGCGGGACCCAAAGGGGAUCCGGGCAUCCCGGGCCGGGACGGCAAAGACGGAAUGCCGGGGCUCGACGGUGAGAAGGGCGACGCUGGGCGACACGGAGUCGUCGGAGAGAAAGGACCCAACGGACUUCCUGGUUUACAAGGAAAAGCCGGAGCGAAGGGAUCGACAGGAGAAGUCGGUGAUCCGGGGAAGACCGGGGAGACGGGACCCUCUGGAGAGCCAGGUAUUCCUGGCGACAUCGGUGUCCCAGGAGAGAGGGGCAUCGCCGGGCCCAGAGGAGUCGCCGGAGGAAUCGGACCUGCAGGCAACAUCGGGCCUCAGGGAGGGAAAGGCUUCCAGGGGGUGAGAGGGGGCCUGGGGGAUCCGGGUCUGCCUGGACCCACAGGAAUCCGUGGAGAGUUUGGUGAAAGGGGUCCGGUCGGAGCUUCUGGAGCCAAAGGAGACAUGGGUGUGGCAGGAAGUGACGGUUUACCAGGAGAGAACGGAGAACCUGGUCACUUUGGACCAGUUGGACAGAAAGGAGAGUCCGGGAAACGUGGAGAACUGGGACCCAAGGGCGUGUCCGGUCCUCAGGGCGAGCUCGGAGCCAGGGGGCCUCUGGGAAAAAUAGGGCUGAUGGGCUUCCAGGGGGAACAGGGUCAGCCUGGAAUCGCAGGAAAGAACGGUGUUCCUGGCAAACUGAGCAGCGAGCAGCACAUCCGAGAGCUGUGCGGCUCCAUGAUCGAUGAUCAGAUCGCGCAGCUGGCCGCUAACCUGCGAAGACCCCUGUCUCCCGGAAUGGUGGGACGUCCGGGCCCCGCCGGCCGUGCUGGAAAACCGGGAGUCGCCGGCUCUAUCGGGCAUCCGGGAAGCCGCGGACCGCCGGGCUACCGAGGCCUGCCCGGAGAGCUGGGAGACCCUGGUACCAGAGGUGACGUCGGCGAAGCAGGUGACAAGGGAUCGGUCGGUAAAGCCCUGGAUGGGCCGACUGGAGACCAAGGACACCAAGGUCUUCCAGGAGUAGCUGGAAUAGUCAAGGACGGACGUGAUGGAUCUGCAGGAGAUCCGGGUGAGUCCGGCGAGUCGGGCAGGGCGGGCAGGACUGGACACCAGGGGUCCCCUGGAAUCUGUGACACGUCGGCCUGUCAGGGAGCGUCGGCCGCUGGGAAGUCCUCCAACCCCAAGAACCAUUAGACACGCCCCUUCCUGCCCCCCACCCCCCCCCCGGACGGGAAAAGUGAGGGAGGGAAGGGAUGACAGAAGAGAGCGAUCUCCUUUAUUAGGAUUCACUUUAUCACAAGACGGGAAGAGAAACACCCACAGGUGUGAUAUCAGAGAGGAAACAUCGGAGGAGAAACGUGACGACGACAUCAGAGACACGAGUGAGAGCAGCAGAACAAACAGUCACGUGACUCGACGAGUCGUUUGUGUGUUAAAAAAAAAGGAAAAAACUUUGUACAUGUUGUUUCAUCCGUGUGCAUGUUUCAUGGCCCAUGAGUGUAAAUCACAGGUGUUACCUCAACAUACAAACUGUAAGAUAUGGAAACAGGUGCCAGAGGCAGAAAGUCUCUGUGUAUGGUUGUAAAAUGAAUAAUAAAAGGAACGACAACCCCCCAGGUGACAGACGUUGUGUAGACUGAUGCAAAAAUGUUAUAACUUUUGAUAGUAAUUUUUUUUUUUUUUACAGCUUUUUUAUUUUUACUUGCACGUGAAGCCGAUUCUCCAGAUUUGAGAAUCAAAAUGGAAAUAAAAACGUGUGUCAGACAUGUAAAAUACCUUUAACAAUCUUUUACAAAAAAUAAAUAAAUCUGUUUGUUGUUUUUUUUCCAAUCUGAAUCGACCACAUCCACUUUGUACUACCGGUGCUGUAACUAUUAAAUAUACAUGACUUUAAAUACUAUUUAUUAUUUGUGGGUGACUGUUGUAUGUACAGUAAGAUGCUACAGCGACAUGUUGUGAGAAAGAACAAAUAAAAGCCACUUUUCAGUAAAAA